UGUAAAAACUGUCAAUGUCACUUGAAAAAAUCUAAUCAAAAUUUUUAGUGUUAAGUUUCAAAGAAAUGUGAUAAACUAUAGUAAAAGAUAAUGUCCGUUGAAAAUAAAGACGAAAGUCUUGUCGUUCCAGUAACUAGAAUAAAAUCGUCUGCUCUCCAAGCCCCUCAAUUCCGAAGCGUCAAAGAUAGAGCUCACAGUUGGUUGGUAGCUGGUAAACCAAUUCUUGGCAAAGAAAUGGACAGUGUCUUUUUUAAUGACGACCGCUUUGAGCUCAUCGUGGACACUCGGGGCUUCAAACCUGAAGACGUUAAAUGCACCGUAAGCCCCAAUGCCAUCGAAAUAAUAGCUUCAAAACAAGAAAUACAAGCCGGGACCCAACGCAGCAUGUCCACCACAAGAAGUUACCAAUUACCUCAGUUUAUACAACCACGACGAGCACUUUGCUGUUUUUCUAGAGAAGGAAUCCUAUUAGUUGCCGUGCCUUGGCAAAGAUAACCUCUCACAGGAAAUAAAAAUAAAGAAAUUAGCCAAAACUC
This is a messenger RNA of Tribolium madens (black flour beetle), 536 nucleotides long. RefSeq lists its product as uncharacterized. The record is from RefSeq and is a predicted model, not a curated record. Gene Ontology annotation, biological process: protein refolding; response to heat. Gene Ontology annotation, molecular function: protein folding chaperone. The coding region runs from base 91 to 495 and encodes 134 amino acids. Lineage: Eukaryota; Metazoa; Arthropoda; Insecta; Coleoptera; Tenebrionidae. The transcript has 3 exons.